Molecule: messenger RNA, 2441 nt
Organism: Acinonyx jubatus (cheetah)
Lineage: Eukaryota; Metazoa; Chordata; Mammalia; Carnivora; Felidae
Gene: APLP1
Product: amyloid beta precursor like protein 1
Exons: 17
Coding region: 129-2090 (653 amino acids)
Biological process (GO): axonogenesis; central nervous system development
Cellular component (GO): Golgi apparatus; plasma membrane
Molecular function (GO): alpha-2C adrenergic receptor binding; transition metal ion binding; heparin binding
Source: RefSeq, a predicted model, not a curated record
CCGGCGCAGCCCGGGGGCGGCGGGAGGAGGCGGCGGCGGCGGCGGUGGCGCUGGGAGCUCCUGUCACCGCUGGGGCCGGGCCGGGCCGGGCCGGAGUGCAGGGGACGUGAGGGCGCGAGGGCCGGGACAUGGGGCCCACUAGCCCUGCCGCUCGCGGUCUGGGCCGCCACCCGGGCCCGCCGCCGCUGCCGCUGUUGCUGCCACUAUUGCUGCUGCUUCUGCGCGCGCAGCUCGCCGUCGGGAGCCUGGCCGGUGGGAGCCCCGGCGCGGCCGAGGCUCCAGGGUCGGCCCAGGUGGCUGGACUAUGUGGGCACCUAACUCUUCACCGGGACCUGCGCACCGGCCGCUGGGAACCAGACCAACAGCGCUCACGACGCUGUCUCCGCGAUCCGCAACGGGUGCUGGAAUACUGCAGACAGAUGUACCCGGAGCUGCAGAUUGCACGUGUGGAACAGGCGACACAGGCCAUCCCCAUGGAGCGCUGGUGUGGGGGCUCUCGAGGUGGCCGCUGUGCUCACCCCCACCACCAGGUUGUGCCUUUCCAAUGCCUGCCAGGUGAAUUCGUGAGCGAGGCCCUGCUGGUGCCUGAAGGCUGCCGGUUCUUGCAUCAGGAGCGCAUGGACCAGUGUGAGAGUUCAACUCGGAGGCAUCAGGAGGCACAGGAGGCCUGCCGUUCCCAGGGCCUCAUCCUGCAUGGCUCGGGCAUGCUUUUGCCCUGUGGCACGGAUCGGUUCCGAGGUGUGGAGUAUGUGUGCUGCCCCCCUCCAGUCACCCCUGAUCCAUCUGGGACAGCAGUUGGUGACCCCUCCACCCGGUCCUGGCCCCUAGGGGGCAGAGUAGAGGGGGGUGAGGACGAGGAAGAAGAGGAAUCCUUCCUACAGCCAGUAGACGAUUACUUCGUGGAGCCCCCACGGGCUGAAGAGGAAGAAGAGGAGGAAAGAGUCCCACCCUCAAGCUCCCAUAGCCCUGCAGGGUUCAGCAAAGUGACCACCACCGCAAGGCCCACAGAUGGUGUGGACGUGUACUUUGGCAUGCCUGGAGAAAUCAGCGAGCAUGAGGGUUUCCUGAGAGCCAAGAUGGACCUGGAGGAACGUAGGAUGCGCCAGAUUAAUGAGGUGAUGCGUGAAUGGGCCAUGGCAGACAACCAGUCCAAGAACCUGCCGAAAGCUGACAGACAGGCCCUGAACGAGCACUUCCAGUCCAUUCUGCAGACCCUGGAGGAGCAGGUGUCUGGUGAGCGACAGCGCCUGGUGGAGACCCAUGCCACCCGAGUCAUCGCCCUUAUCAACGACCAGCGCCGGGCAGCCUUGGAAGGUUUCCUGGCAGCACUGCAGGGAGAUCCGCCUCAGGCAGAGCGCGUCCUGCUGGCCCUGCGGCGUUACCUGCGUGCAGAGCAGAAGGAACGAAGGCACACGCUGAGGCACUACCAGCACGUGGCUGCCGUGGAUCCUGAGAAGGCCCAGCAGAUGCGCUUCCAGGUGCAGACCCACCUUCAAGUAAUUGAGGAAAGGAUGAAUCAGAGCCUGGGGUUGCUGGACCAGAACCCCCGCCUGGCUCAGGAGUUGCGGCCCCAGAUCCAGGAACUUCUCCACUCUGAGCACCUGGGUCCCAAUGAAUUGGAAGCCCCCGCCCCAGGGGGCAGCAGUGAGGACAAGGGUGGGCUGCAGCCUCUGGAUUCCAAGGAUGCAGACACCCCCAUGGCCCUUCCGAAAGGGUCCACAGAACAAGACGCUGCAUCCUCUGGGAAAGAGAAGAUGUCCCCCCUGGAGCAGUAUGAGCGAAAGGUGAAUGUAUCUGUUCCAAGGGGUUUUCCUUUCCACUCAGCGGAGAUUCAGAGAGAUGAGCUGGCACCAGCUGGGACAGGUGUAUCCCGAGAGGCCGUGUCUGGUCUGCUGAUCAUGGGAGCAGGUGGGGGCUCCCUGAUCGUCCUCUCCCUCCUGCUCUUGCGCAGGAAGAAGCCCUAUGGGGCUAUCAGCCAUGGAGUGGUGGAGGUGGACCCUAUGCUGACCCUGGAGGAGCAGCAGCUGCGUGAACUGCAGCGUCAUGGCUAUGAGAACCCCACCUACCGCUUCCUGGAGGAACGACCCUGAACCAGCCCCCUUCACCCCUUUGGCUGAGCCCAGAGCUUCCCUCUUCCUGGAGCCCCAGAACCCCAACUCCCAUCCUGGGGGAGGGGUCUCAAAAUUGUUCAUUUCACACUCUUUGUGAGGGGACUGGAAAUUCUUAUUUCCCCUUUCCAAUUCCAAAUUCCAUCCCCAAGAAAUCCCCAGGUAUUCCCAGCUGCCUCCCUGCUUGGGACCUCCUCACUUUAAUUUAUUUUGUAAGUUAAUUUAUUGUUCCUUAAGGUGACCACCAGCUUGGUCCCAGUGUCUGUUGUUCCCUAGAAUUCACCCUCCCAUGUGAUCCCCACUAACAUCCCAAUAAAAUCCUUUUCCCCACCA